Gavialis gangeticus (Gharial) is the source of this 3772-nucleotide messenger RNA. RefSeq names its product receptor tyrosine kinase like orphan receptor 2 (gene ROR2). Gene Ontology annotation, cellular component: signaling receptor complex. Gene Ontology annotation, biological process: positive regulation of kinase activity; protein phosphorylation; cell surface receptor protein tyrosine kinase signaling pathway. The record is from RefSeq and is a predicted model, not a curated record. NCBI's taxonomy places the organism in Eukaryota, Metazoa, Chordata, Crocodylia, Gavialidae. The transcript is spliced from 9 exons. Gene Ontology annotation, molecular function: ATP binding; protein binding; transmembrane receptor protein tyrosine kinase activity. The coding region runs from base 129 to 3272 and encodes 1047 amino acids.
ACUUGCUGGGUUUCCAGCAGGGGGUGCGGAAGAGCAGGGCUUUUCCUCCCCUCUCUACAGGGCUGGAGCUGCUGGUUUGCACCCCCUCCCCUCUUCCCCUUGCUGAGAUUUUCCCUAGUGACGUUGGGAUGCUGGAGAAGGAGGAGGAGAGAGAGGCUCCCUCCUCCUGCAGCCCGGGACAGUCCGUUGCAGGGCAGAGCCGUGGCCGGCGGCGGGCUGAAGUCACUGGGCACCGGGCUGGGAUUGCCGGGCGGGACAGCAACAAAGUUCUCCAGAACUUCGGGGGAGGCCGGCCAAGAGGUGGGACCUCCUCCGCCGCCGCCGCCGCCGCCGGCCAGGCGGGAUCCACUUCGGGGAGCGCAUCCGCGAGCAGGCGGCUCCUGCAGCAUCUCCGGGCCCGCUCCCCGCCCGCGGCGGCUGGGCCACAAAGAGCUCUUUGUGCGGCGGGCGGCGCAGGGCUCCCCAGCAUGGGCCGGGGCACGGCCGGCGCCCUCCUCGCCCUGCUGGCGGCGUCCGGGCUCCUCCGCCUCCGCGCAGCAGGUGAAAUGGAGAUCCCAGAUUCAAAUGACCCUUUAGGUCAAGUGGAUGGACAUGACAGACCAAUUCCAACACCUAAAGGUUAUUUUCUGACCUUUUUGGAACCAGUAAACAAUAUCACCAUAGUCCAGGGCCAUACAGCAAUUCUCCACUGCAAGGUAGCAGGAAAUCCACCCCCCAAUGUCAGAUGGUUAAAAAAUGAUGCACCGGUGGUUCAGGAACCAAGAAGGAUCACCAUAAGAAAAACAGAUUAUGGUUCCCGGUUACGAAUCCAGGAUCUUGACACCACUGACACUGGGUACUAUCAGUGUGUGGCAACUAAUGGAAUGAAGACGAUAACUGCAACAGGAGUUCUUUUUGUAAGGCUUGGUCCAACAAACAGUCCAAAUCACAACUUUCAGGAAGAUUACCAGGAAGAUGGGUUCUGUCAGCCUUACAGAGGAAUUGCAUGUGCGCGAAUCAUUGGAAACAGGACCAUUUAUGUUGACUCUCUCCAGAUGCAAGGAGAAAUUGAAAACCGAAUUACUGCUGCAUUUACCAUGAUCGGCACUUCCACCCAUUUAUCUGAUCAGUGCUCACAGUUUGCCAUCCCAUCAUUCUGCCACUUUGUAUUUCCGCUGUGUGAUGAGCGCUCUCGGACCCCUAAACCAAGGGAGCUGUGUCGGGAUGAAUGUGAAGUUUUGGAAAACGAUCUCUGUAGGCAGGAGUAUAACAUCGCGAGGUCGAAUCCCCGUAUUUUGAUGCAGCUACAACUACCUAAGUGUGAGGACCUGCCACUACCAGAGACAAUAGAGGGUGCCAACUGUAUAAGAAUUGGGAUCCCUGUGGAAAGGCUCAACAGAUAUCAUCAGUGCUACAAUGGCUCAGGAGCAGAUUAUAGAGGGACUGUGGGUGUUACUAAAUCUGGCCACAACUGUCAAUAUUGGGACUCCCAGCAUCCUCAUAAACACGAUCUGACAAGUACACAGUUUCCAGAACUAGGAGGUGGACAUGCAUAUUGCCGAAAUCCUGGAGGCCAACUGGAGGGUCCCUGGUGUUUUACACAAAAUAAAAACGUACGCAUGGAACUGUGUGAAGUACCUUCUUGUAGCCCACGUGACAACAGCAAAAUGGGGAUUCUCUACAUUCUGGUUCCCAGCAUAGCCAUUCCUUUGGUUAUCGCCUGCCUUUUUUUCUUGGUCUGUAUGUGUAGAAACAAACAAAAGGCAUCUGCUGCCACCCCACAACGUCGCCAACUGAUGGCCUCUCCUAGCCAGGACAUGGAAAUGCCACUUAUUAAUCAACACAAACAGGCGAAACUUAAGGAGAUCAACCUAUCUACUGUGAGGUUUAUGGAAGAACUAGGAGAAGAGAGGUUUGGAAAAGUCUACAAGGGUCAUCUCUUUGGAACAGCACCCGGUGAACCUACACAAGUUGUUGCCAUUAAAACACUGAAAGACAAAGCAGAAUUGUCUCUUCGGGAAGAAUUCAAACAUGAAGCAAUGAUGAGAUCACGACUGCAGCACCCAAACAUUGUUUGUUUGCUGGGAAUAGUGACAAAAGAACAACCCAUAAGCAUGAUUUUUAGUUAUUGUUCUCACAGUGAUCUUCAUGAGUUCUUAGUUAUGAGAUCACCUCAUUCUGAUGUUGGCAGCACUGAUGAUGACAAGACAGUCAAAUCAACUCUGGAGCCAGCAGAUUUUUUUCACAUUGUAACUCAAAUAGCAGCAGGAAUGGAAUACCUGUCUAGCCACCAUGUUGUUCACAAGGACUUAGCCACUAGGAAUAUAUUGGUGUUUGAUAAACUUAAUGUGAAAAUAUCAGAUUUAGGCCUUUUCAGGGAAGUUUAUGCUGCUGAUUACUAUAAACUGAUGGGAAAUUCCCUUCUUCCUAUCCGUUGGAUGUCACCGGAGGCUAUCAUGUAUGGUAAAUUUUCUAUCGAUUCAGAUAUCUGGUCCUAUGGAGUUGUACUGUGGGAAAUUUUCAGCUAUGGCCUGCAGCCAUACUGUGGUUAUUCUAAUCAGGAUGUCAUUGAGAUGAUACGAAAUCGGCAGGUUUUGCCAUGUCCUGAUGACUGCCCCACAUGGAUAUACACCUUGAUGUUAGAAUGUUGGAAUGAAUUCCCCAACAGAAGACCAAGAUUUAAAGACAUACACAAUAGACUAAGAACAUGGGGAAACCUUUCUAAUUACAACAGCUCAGCCCAAACCUCUGGGGCAAGCAACACUACGCAAACAAGUUCUCUCAGUACAAGCCCUGUUAGUAAUGUCAGCAAUGCUAGGUAUGUUGGACCAAAGCAGAAAACUCAAGCUUUCCCUCAGCCACAAUUCAUACCAAUGAAAGGGCAGAUGAGACCAAUGGUCCCACCUCCUCAGCUCUACAUUCCUGUAAAUGGUUACCAACCAAUGCAAGCCUAUGGAGCCUACUUGCCUAAUUUUUACCCUGUCCAGAUUCCAAUGCAAAUGGCUCCACAGCAGAUACCUCCACAGAUCAUUCCAAAACCAGGUUCCCAUCACAGUGGGAGUGGUUCCACAAGUACAGGCUAUGUAACAACAGCUCCCUCCAAUGCAUCUGUGGCAGAUAGGGCUGCUCUGCUUUCAGAGGGCACAGAUGAUACACAUAAUGGUGCAGAAGACAUAGCCCAAAGUCCUGUUCAGGAAGAAGAGGAAGAGGAGGGUUCUGUACCAGAAACAGAAUUAUUGGGUGAUAAUGACACUCUUCAGAUGGACGAAGCAGAGAUGCAGUCAGAAGCCUAAGGAAACUGACCUUAUUACUAAGAGUUUCAGAUCACUUCAGUGCAUGGAGACUGUUGUCUUUUUGAUUUCAGAUCAAUACUUUUGGUCUGACUUAAAAAAUAAACCACCAGUAUGAAAUGCAGCAGUAAUGAUAUACCAGGUUUAUUGAUCGUCAUUGCCAUCAGAUUUUUGCAAACGUCAUGGUAUAGAAUUGCUGUUUUUAAUCUUUUUAUUGACUACCAUUCUUGAGGGAAGCUGCUUUACUAUAAUGUACUGUUGCUGUGCAACAUAUCGCAGAGUAGCAUUGCACAUCAUGUAUAUCAUGAUAUGUGAGUGUAAUUUUAGGGAAUUAUGCUUAAGUCAAUAACAGAAAAAGGAACCAAACUACCGUAACGCACAGGAUUGAUCAGAACUUGAAGGAAGUGCCCUGGAUGUGAUGGACAGCUUAGCAUAUAGUAUUUAUCUCCUUGAUAGAAUGGACAAAGGAUUGUUGUUUGUGUUUUUUAAAAAGAAAUCUGAAA